This is a messenger RNA of Durusdinium trenchii, 966 nucleotides long. NCBI's taxonomy places the organism in Eukaryota, Dinophyceae, Suessiales, Symbiodiniaceae. The record is from the annotation of a GenBank genome assembly.
AUGGACAUGCACGAUGUCUUGAAAGAUUCCCUGCUUUUUCUCUCGCUUGGGCACCUGAAAGGGCACACGUCGCCUGCGCCCGAUCGCAUCCCCUCAGCCGGGGGCGCUCGGAUGGCCGCCGUCUGGGGAGGAUCCGAGGCCGAGGCCCAGAUCGAUGCAGAUCUUGAGGAGGAAGACGAGGACUGUCGCUGGCGGCUCCCACUGUGCUUCUUAUUUGCAGCGCUUUUGUGGUCUAUGCUGCUUUGGGCACUCAUCCGGAGCGACAAUCCACAAGUGCGUCCGACACUGUAUCAUGUGGUCUUCUGGUAUGGAGUGAUCUUGGUGUUGGUACCCACCACCGUGCUGGUGGCAAAGGCCAUCAUGAGCUCGCGCGUGGCCAAUGGCUUAAGGGCUCUGAGCGACUUCGUGCUGCACAUGGAGCUUAAAGUUGAGUCCACCUAUGUGGAUCUCAGUGAGGGCCUCAUUUGCAUUGACGGCCUGGAGCUGAAGAAUCCUCCUGGCCGUGCCUGGCGAUCUGAAAAGCUCUUGACCGCCAAGCGAAUCCGCUGCCACUUGCGCUUGCGGGACUUCCUGGCCUCGAGGUGCCGACAGUUGAUGAUCCAGGAGCUUCAGAUUCUGGGUGUCGAGCUCAUCUACGAGAAGACCUUGGAUUCCUCGAAUGUCCAUGAGGUGCUCAGCAAGAUCGGAGAGAUCAAAGAGAAUCUAAGACCUCCUGAGAAUCGGCCACCGGAGCUGAAGCUACGGGAGGUGCGCAUUCAGGACAUCGCUGUGCGAGUGCAGGGCUUUGUUGGAGCUCGGGCAAACAUCGCUGCGGCCGACUUGAUCUACGAGGACUUCUCCGAGGAGGUGGGUCCUGUGAAGUCGGAGUUCCUCUUGGCGUUGCUCCUCAGGACCUUGUUGAAGAGUGCCGUCAGUAAUGUCCUCGGUCUGAACACAUUCCGAACUUUAGUCGGCUACGAAGCCUAG